Molecule: messenger RNA, 1731 nt
Organism: Galeopterus variegatus (Sunda flying lemur)
Lineage: Eukaryota; Metazoa; Chordata; Mammalia; Dermoptera; Cynocephalidae
Gene: PPARA
Product: peroxisome proliferator-activated receptor alpha
Exons: 6
Coding region: 1-1407 (468 amino acids)
Biological process (GO): cell differentiation; negative regulation of inflammatory response; hormone-mediated signaling pathway
Cellular component (GO): nucleus
Molecular function (GO): zinc ion binding; nuclear receptor activity; RNA polymerase II cis-regulatory region sequence-specific DNA binding
Source: RefSeq, a predicted model, not a curated record
AUGGUGGACACAGAAAGCCUGCUUUGCCCACUCUCCCCGCUCAAGGCUGAUGAUCUGGAAAGCCCAUUAGCUGAAGAAUUCCUACAAGAAAUGGGAAACAUUCAAGAGAUUUCUCAAUCCUUUGGUGAGGACAGUUCUGGAAGCUUUAGUUUUACGGAAUACCAGUAUUUAGGAAGCGGUCCAGGCUCAGAUGGAUCUGUUAUCACAGAUACCCUUUCACCAGCUUCAAGUCCCUCAUCAGUUACUUAUCCUGUCGUUCCUGGAAGCAUAGAGGAACCUCCCAGUGGAGCAUUAAACAUUGAAUGUAGAAUCUGUGGGGACAAAGCCUCAGGCUACCAUUAUGGAGUUCACGCGUGUGAAGGCUGCAAGGGUUUCUUUCGGCGAACUAUCCGAUUAAAGCUGGUGUAUGACAGAUGUGAUCGUAGCUGCAAGAUUCAGAAAAAGAAUCGGAAUAAGUGCCAGUACUGUCGUUUUCACAAGUGCCUUUCUGUCGGGAUGUCACACAACGCAAUUCGUUUUGGAAGAAUGCCAAGGUCUGAAAAAGCAAAACUGAAAGCAGAAAUUCUCACCUGUGAACAUGACAUAGACGAUUCCGAAACUGCGGAUCUCAAAUCCCUUGCCAAGAGGAUUUACGAGGCCUACCUGAAGAACUUCAACAUGAACAAGGUCAAAGCACGUGUCAUCCUGGCGGGAAAGACCAGCAACAAUCCACCUUUUGUCAUACAUGACAUGGAGACAUUGUGUAUGGCUGAGAAGACACUGGUGGCCAAGCUGGUGGCCAAUGGCAUCCAAAACAAAGAGGCAGAGGUCCGCAUCUUCCACUGCUGCCAGUGCACGUCAGUAGAGACCGUCACAGAGCUCACGGAGUUCGCCAAGGCCAUCCCAGGUUUCGCAAACUUGGACUUGAACGAUCAAGUAACUUUGCUGAAAUAUGGAGUUUAUGAGGCCAUAUUUGCAAUGCUGUCCUCUGUGAUGAACAAAGAUGGGAUGCUGGUGGCAUAUGGAAAUGGUUUUAUAACGCGUGAAUUCCUAAAAAGCCUAAGAAAACCAUUUUGUGAUAUCAUGGAACCUAAGUUUGAUUUUGCCAUGAAGUUCAAUGCACUGGAACUGGAUGACAGUGACAUUUCCCUUUUUGUGGCUGCUAUAAUUUGCUGUGGAGAUCGUCCUGGCCUUCUAAACGUAGGACACAUUGAAAAAAUGCAGGAGGGCAUCGUGCAUGUGCUCAAACUUCACCUGCAGAGCAAUCAUCCCGAUGAUACCUUUCUGUUCCCAAAACUCCUCCAAAAAAUGGCAGACCUACGGCAGCUGGUCACAGAGCAUGCGCAGCUGGUGCAGAUCAUCAAAAAGACGGAGUCGGAUGCGGCUCUGCACCCGCUGCUGCAAGAGAUCUACAGGGACAUGUACUGAUUUCUCUGACAUUAACGAAAAGCACAACGUGUCAAGGAUUUUUAAUGUCGACAGCACUACAAAGGAGAAACAGGAGCAGCACGAUUUUGCACAAAUACCCACCACCAUUUUAACCUUAGAGAUUGGAAAGUCUAAGCUCUGGGUAACCGGAAUACUAUUCCACAUUUUCUUUACUGUAACCAGUACUUCCAGGAGUGUGCAUAGCUCUCAGAUGCUGGUGAUAGCAGCUCAGCAGGACGUGGAAAAUUAAGGAGAAUGAUGUUCAACAGUCUGAUUUUAACUCAACCCAGUGUUAAUCAAUGCACAUGUCUUUACAUCGCAUUA